Erigeron canadensis is the source of this 2352-nucleotide messenger RNA. Its product is annotated as wall-associated receptor kinase 2-like. The record is from RefSeq and is a predicted model, not a curated record. Gene Ontology annotation, biological process: protein phosphorylation; cell surface receptor signaling pathway. Gene Ontology annotation, molecular function: calcium ion binding; ATP binding; protein serine/threonine kinase activity. The transcript has 4 exons. Gene Ontology annotation, cellular component: plasma membrane. NCBI's taxonomy places the organism in Eukaryota, Viridiplantae, Streptophyta, Magnoliopsida, Asterales, Asteraceae. The coding region runs from base 1 to 2196 and encodes 731 amino acids.
AUGGUACCCGAACGUUGCGGCGGCGGCGGCGGUGGUGGAGGUGGCGGCGAUGGUGAUGUAUUGGUGUCGGCGGUGGUGACGGGUGGUGGUGGCGAUCGGCAUGGGUGGCAGCUGUGUCGAUGUAUAAAUGCAUCGUAUUUAAAGCCUAAUUGUCCAGCAGUUGACAAAUGCGGAAACGUUACCAUAGAUUACCCUUUUUCAAUUGUAGAUGACUGCUAUGCUGACGAGUCUUACUACAUCCAAUGCGACCCUGUAACACAAAUUCCCCGCUUGAACAUAUCUAGCUUGAUCGUGGUACCAGGUAUACUGAAAAAUGGGAGCAAUGAUCAUCUAGAAGUUCUAGACAUAACAUUAGAUGGUCAUCUAACAGUAGCUCUACCGGCUGGGUAUGUCUGUUAUGACGAGCAUGGAACAGAAACUUCCUACUCGGUAACAUCAGUUAAUACAUUUAGGUUCCCCAUCUCAAACACGCAAAACAAUUUUGUCGUAGUAGGUUGUGACAUUGAAGCAUAUAUAUACCUGGAAGAAUCCAUUACACAUACAAGUUGUCGGACAAAUUGUGAUCAAGGUAUAAAAAAUGGGUCAUGCCAAGGGUCAGGGUGUUGUAUGGCAUCUAUUCCUCAAGUCACAACGGCUGCAUUUGGAGCUAGUGAUUACAGAAACCACUCAAAGGUAUCCGAUUAUAGUAAAUGUGGUCAUGCUUUCAUAGUAGAACAUACCAAGUAUAACUUUAGCGUUGGUGAUCUUAACACUAUGAGAAAUGACAUAUCUUUCCCGGUGGUUCUUGAAUGGUUUGCUGGUGAUACAUAUUGUGAAGAGGCAAUAAAGGACAACACAACUUACAUGUGCAGAGGGAAAAGUGGAUGCCAGGAUAGAGACAGGGAAAGUGGUUUUCCUGGGUAUCGUUGCAUAUGCUCUGAUGGAUAUAGUGGAAACCCGUAUCUUUACGAUGGAUGUCAAGAUAUAAAUGAGUGUGAAUCUUCAGAACUCAAUAAGUGCCCAUCAGGAUAUAAAUGUAAGAACACAGAUGGGAGUUAUGAUUGUCUUUGCCCAAAGGGACUUCAAGGUGAUGCAAAAAGUGGUGAAGUGUGUACAAAGCCUGCAAAUGAACCAGAUAAUGCAUCUGUUACCAAAGGUAAAGCUGUGGCGGGUUUUUUUGGUGUUGCAGGGGCAACUAUUAUCAUGGCUUUGACAUAUUGUGGAAUAAAGAAGAGGAAAAUAAUCAAGGGUAGAGAGGACUUCUUUAAACAAAAUGGUGAAAUCAUGUUAGAAAAAGUGCUAUUUGCAAGAAAGGAUCAUGUCAACAAUAAUGCAAUUAUUUUCACCUAUGAAGAACUCAAGAAGGCUACCGACAACUUCAAUGAGACCAACAUUAUUGGUCAGGGGGGUUAUGGUGUUGUUUACAAAGCAAUCUUAACAAACAAGACAAGCGUAGCCAUCAAGAAGUCUAAAGUAAUUGACGAAAGUCAAAUCAAGCAAUUCAUGAAUGAGGUGAUUAUUCUAUCACAAAUCAAUCAUCCAAACGUUGUAAAACUCCUUGGUUGUUGCUUAGAGACACAAGUUCCCUUGCUUGUGUACGAAUAUAUAACCAAUAACACCUUAUGCCACCACAUAAAGGAAGCAAUGAUGACCUUUGAAACACGGAUAAAGAUAGCUGCAGAAACUGCUGAAGCUCUUUCUUAUAUAAACUCGACCACACAAAUCAUCCAUAGAGAUGUAAAGCCCUCAAACAUACUAUUGAAUGAUGACUUCUCAGCCAAAGUUUCUGAUUUCGGAAUUUCAAGAUUUGUCCCACUUGGUCAAAGCUAUCUAUCAACACAUGUAAAAGGAACUGGAGGUUAUGUAGAUCCUGAAUACUUUUAUACGGGGAAAUUAAACGAGAAGAGUGAUGUUUAUAGUUUUGGAGUUGUUCUUGUAGAGCUACUUACCGGAACAAAAAUUCAUUCUUUAGAGAUUUCGUUAAACGUAUAUAGGGGCGCAGCAGCAUAUCUUUCUUCGCUAUUGGAACGCAAUGCAUUGUUUAAAGUUCUUGAUAAACAAUUAAAGAGCGAGGAGUAUGCUGACGUGGUGAAAGAUGUUGCUAAACUAGCAAUUAAAUGUCUUGAUCUUGAAGGGAGGAACAGGCCAAGAAUGAAAGAAGUGAAAACAGAACUUGAGCAAUUACAACUAAGAUGUGUUUUGUCAUCAACUGGGUAGUUUUGUUGAAGUUUGUAAGAAAAUAUGUAUGUAAAAAGAAAGAUAAAAUCAAUCUAGAUAGAAAGAACUUGGGCACUGAGUAACCAUAUGAUAUCCCCAUGUUUCCAUUUCCCCAAACAUGACUAAUCAUAUCACAAUUUAAACUUUCGAUUAAAA